Molecule: messenger RNA, 1442 nt
Organism: Botrytis cinerea B05.10
Lineage: Eukaryota; Fungi; Ascomycota; Leotiomycetes; Helotiales; Sclerotiniaceae
Exons: 5
Coding region: 349-1329 (326 amino acids)
Cellular component (GO): cytoskeleton
Molecular function (GO): actin filament binding
Source: RefSeq, a predicted model, not a curated record
GGGAUAACUACGGAAGCACCAUUUCCUCUUCUCCAACUAAUCACAUCCGACUUCGAUUACACAUACGAUUCUUAUCGAAAGCUUCAUUGCCGUCGUGCUAUCAUAUCAUCGUCUUAUCUCAAUCCAUCCCACUAUCGUCGCACACCUCGAUAGCCGAGAUAGUAUCCUUUAGGUAAUCCAUUCACAACAGGACCUCCGUAAUCGGCUCGGAUUUCGAACCCCCGAAAUUGUGAUUGAUAUAGCGUUGGAGAGCACGUUUGUACUGCGUGGAUUGAUCAUCGGUAUAUCAUUCGCCAUCUUGAUAUUAUUUUUUGAUUGAUAGAAACGGAGAAUCGUAGACUUGCAAGUAUGGCGCCGUCAGCGACUGAAUCACAUGUUUCUAUUCAGAAGAAGGUAGGGGAGGGAGCUUCAGUGGCAAAGGAUGAGAAAGUUGAACAUGUUCAUGGUGGAGAGGAUUUAACUCCGCUGGAGGCGAUUAGUCAUGGUGGUGUGGUUAUGUCUGGUAUUCCAAUCUUUCCCAAUCAUGCUGCCCACCGUCGUCACAUCCUCAUCCACAUGGCGGCCGUCUUUCGAGACUUCUCUCGUCGCGGUUUCACCGAAGGAAUGGCAGGACAUAUCUCCGUCCGAGACCCAGAGUUUGAGAACUACAUUUGGAUGAACCCUCUCGGUCGACAUUUCGGUCUGAUGACUGCUGGUGAUAUGAUGUGUUUAGAUCUAGAGAGUGGAAAAGUUGUAGGAGGAAACAGGUCUCGUCCUGCAAAUGCCGCGGGGUUUUUGAUCCAUUCUGCAAUCCAUAAAGCACGUCCUGACGUCCACGCUAUUUGUCAUGCACACACAAAUGCUGGUCGAGCAUGGUCUGUCUUUGGUAGACCCCUAGAUAUGCUCAAUCAAGACAUCUGCAAUCUCCACAACAGCAUCGCUGUCUACGCCUCCUACGGCGGUAUCGUCUUUGCCUCUGAAGAAGGCGCCAACAUUGCGCGAGCCCUCGGUCCCCACAACAAAGUAGCCAUCCUCCUCAACCACGGCCUAUUAAGCACGGGAUCUACGGUCGACGAAGCAGGAUUCCUCUUCGCGCUCUUAGAUCGCGGGUGCGAGAUCCAAUUGAAAGUCGAGGCGGCGGUCGGAGGAACCCGUGAUGCGGAGGGAAAGCUCAAGAAAGGAGUACAUGUAAUUGAAGAUGAGGAGGCGGCGUACAAUUUCAAGAUGGCGAGUGAGAAGAAUGCGUUGUAUGCGGAGAUUCAACCGGAUCUGGAGUUUGAGAUGGAGAUGGCGGGGCCGGGGGUGGUGGAGAGGGGCGUCGAGAUGCAGACUGUGGAUCACGGGUUGUGAGAGAGAAGAACUGGGAAGCGAGAUAUGGAUGUUUGGACUUUGGAGGUGGAAAUUUGUCCGGAUGGUUUUAGCUACGUAGAUGUUUAAAAUUGUCUACUCACAUAUCUCAGCCA